UGUCAUGCCUUUAUCUUUCGCACUGUUGUGCUCUCUAAUAAUAUUUAGAAAGAUCAACAUGUACGGUGAUAUAAUUAUUUGGUUGAGUUUAUACAGCUACGCAACAGAUUGAAAUCUGGUCCAUUUUUAACUCCUUUAACUUUUCACGACAUACAUUUAUUUGUAUUAUUUGCACCUAGCUGAUACUGGAACACAUCCAUAUGUCAGAAUGAGUUUAGCUUUCAGCAGGGCUCCCCGGAAGACUGCGGGCAACCGCAUGUCCAGACUGCUGGAUGCAGAAGAGGAGGAUGAGUUCUACAAGACCACCUAUGGAGGAUUUCACGAUGAAUCAGGUGAUGAGGAGUAUAAAGGCGACCUGUCUGAAACAGAGGAUGAGGUGGACAGCGACUUUGACAUUGAUGAAGGUGAUGAACCCGACAGCGAGCUGGAAGAGGAUGGACCACGGAGGAAGAGCAGAGUGGUGACCAAAGCUUACAAGGAGCCAGUUAAAGUGGUAAAACAGAAACCAAAACCACGUAAACCGACUGAGCUGCCCAGAAGGAUAGACAAGACAAAGAUUAACAAAUACAAUCCCCCUGAACUACAAGAGGACAUCAGCAAGAACAGGAAGUCGGUUCGUCAGUCCACAACUGAACACACACGACUGACAUACCUAAGGCUGCAAGAAAGACAGGUUGCUCCCCGCCGAAGGAAAGGUACGAGACAUGAGCGACCUUUGACCCAGGCUGAACUUUUGGCAGAGGCCAAGGUCACAGCAGAGAUUAAUCUCCGAUCACUGGAAAAUUAUGAGCGUUUGGAGGCCAAAAAGAAGAGACAGGUCCAUAUGAAGCGUCAGUGUGUGGGUUCUGUUAUCCGGUAUCAAUCUGUGCUAAUGCCCCUGGUGUCUGAUGUCAGUCUCAAAGAGGAGAAUGUGGAUGUGGAGGGGUUGGACCAAGAUGCCCAGCAGAAUCCAGGCUCCCAGCCUACACAAGCUUCUUCUCAAUCAGACUCAAUCCUUACUAAACAUAGUGCCCUAUCCAAUGCAGCUGCAGUAAACGCUUCUGUGCCACCAGGGGCUGCCAAAUGCUCCCGCACCUACAUCACAUUCAGUGAUGAUGAAACCUUCCAGCGCUUUUUCUCCCAUUCCCAGGCUCCUCGCAUACCUACCCAAGAGGUGUGCCCUGUUACCCAUAAGCCUGCGCUCUACCGAGACCCCAUCACAGACAUUCCAUACGCUAAUGUACAGGCAUUUAGGAUAAUCCGGGAGGCCUAUAAAAAGUAUGUGGCUGCUCACGGGCUGCCCUGCACUGGCACUACAACCCCAACUGAGACCACUGCAAAGAAUCUACGCCAGAAGAUCAUUAUUAAACAAGGCAUGUAGAAAAAUUCACAAGCUGGACAAUGGAUAGAGAUGGAGAAUAAAGGAUAAAAAUCUAUCUAUCAUCUCUGAUGAUAUACAUCCAUCCAUCCAUCCAUCUUCAACCGCUUAUCCGUAGUCGGGUCGUGGGGGCAGCUGCUCCAGCAGGGGGCCCCAAACUUCCCUAUCCCGAGCCACAUUAACCAGCUCUGACUGGGGAACCCCGAGGCGUUCCCAGGCCAGUGUGGAGAUGUAAUCUCUCCACCUAAUCCUGGGUCUUCCCCGAGGCCUCCUCCCAGCUGGACCUGCCUGAAACUCCUCCCUAGGGAGGCGGCCAGGGGGCAUCCUUACCAGAUGCCCAAACCACCUCAACUGACUCCUUUCGACGCAAAGGAGCAGCGGCUCUACUCCGAGCUCCUCACGGAUGACUGAGCUCCUCACCCUAUCUCUAAGGGAGAAGCCCGUCACCCUUCUGAGGAAGCCCAUUUCGGCCGCUUGUACUCGUGACCUAGUUCUUUCGGUCAUGACCCAGCCUUCAUGACCAUAGGUGAGGGUAGGAACAAAAAUUGACCAGUAGAAUCAGAGCUUUGCCUUCUGGCUCAGCUCUCUUUUCGUGACAACGUUGCGAUAGAGUGAGUACAAUACCACCCCGCUGCCCUGAUUCUCCGGCCAACCUCCCACUCCAUUGUCCCCUCACUCGUGAACAAGACCCCGAGGUAAUUGAACUCCUUCACUUGGGGCAAUACCUCCUUCCUUGACUGAUGAUAUACAACUAUGUCAAAAUGUGUGCUGUAAAUGUCUGUUUUGUCAGUGUAUUCGUAAGUGUAUUGAUCUGCAUUUUUUAAUGUGUUAUUCCAACUAAAACAUUUUGAAUGUAUUGUUUAUUUUAAUAUUGAUAUUUUGCUGCCAUACUGUUAUGUUAUAUAAUAUAUAUAUAUAUAUA
Molecule: messenger RNA, 2279 nt
Organism: Xyrauchen texanus (razorback sucker)
Lineage: Eukaryota; Metazoa; Chordata; Actinopteri; Cypriniformes; Catostomidae
Product: vacuolar protein sorting-associated protein 72 homolog
Exons: 6
Coding region: 209-1360 (383 amino acids)
Biological process (GO): regulation of DNA-templated transcription; chromatin remodeling
Cellular component (GO): nucleus
Molecular function (GO): ATP-dependent H2AZ histone chaperone activity
Source: RefSeq, a predicted model, not a curated record